Benincasa hispida (wax gourd) is the source of this 468-nucleotide messenger RNA. RefSeq lists its product as uncharacterized. Lineage: Eukaryota; Viridiplantae; Streptophyta; Magnoliopsida; Cucurbitales; Cucurbitaceae. The record is from RefSeq and is a predicted model, not a curated record.
AUGUCACCUUAUGUGUCGAUGUUUGGAAAGGCUUGUCAUCUGUCGUUGGAACUGGAGUACAAGGCGAUGUGGACAGUUAUGAAACUUAACUUUGAUCUUAAGGCUGCAGGGGAAGAGAGAAAACUUCAGCUACUAGAGCUGGACGAAUGGAGACUACAUGCGUAUAAGAAUGCCAAAAUUUACAAAGAACAUACCAAGCGGUGGCAUGAUAAGUGUUUGUGUAAGAAAAAUCUCAAGGCUGGUAAGAGAGUACUGUUCAAUUCUAGGUUGUGUCUCUUUCCGGGAAAAUUGAAAUCGCGUUGGUCUGGGCCUUUCAUAAUUAAGGAAGUAUUCCUGCAUGGAGCGGUAGAAUUGACAAACCAAGAUGGGACCAACGCAUUUAAGGUAAAUGGACAAAGAGUAAAGAUGUAUCAUGGAGGAGAUUUCCAAUGCGAGAAAAACUCUGUUGACUUGGGGAAGCCAGAAUAA